This is a messenger RNA of Suncus etruscus (white-toothed pygmy shrew), 432 nucleotides long. It is a transcript of the gene PIGY, whose product is annotated as phosphatidylinositol glycan anchor biosynthesis class Y. Lineage: Eukaryota; Metazoa; Chordata; Mammalia; Eulipotyphla; Soricidae. The transcript has a single exon. The record is from RefSeq and is a predicted model, not a curated record. Bases 1 to 216 code for a protein of 71 amino acids.
AUGUUCCUGUCUCUUCCGACGCUCACAGUCCUCAUCCCCCUGGUGUCCUUAGCAGGAUUGUUCUACUCUGCCUCUGUGGAGGAGAACUUCCCACAGGGCUGCACCAGCACCAGCAGCCUCUGCUUUUACAGCCUACUCUUACCCAUCACUGUUCCCGUAUAUGUCUUCUUCCACCUCUGGACCUGGAUGGGUAUCAAACUCUUCAGGCACAACUGAUGCCACAAGAACCCUGGUGGUAUAUUUAUUAAUAAAAGGCUUAAAGGGUGAAUCUCUCAGUGGAAAUACUGGAAAGACACUAGGCAUUGCUUCUGUGAGCAGCUCAAAGCCAUGGUGCAUACCUAGUAAAAGCUUAUUCUGCUGUUCUGCCCUUAAAAAGCAGUAAUUUGUAACAGGUGUAUCAAAAAAUAAAUAAAUAAAAACAGUUGGGAAUUA